Messenger RNA from Schistocerca piceifrons (Central American locust), 654 nucleotides. RefSeq names its product glutathione S-transferase D5-like. Lineage: Eukaryota; Metazoa; Arthropoda; Insecta; Orthoptera; Acrididae. The record is from RefSeq and is a predicted model, not a curated record. The transcript is spliced from 6 exons. Gene Ontology annotation, biological process: glutathione metabolic process. The coding region runs from base 1 to 654 and encodes 217 amino acids. Gene Ontology annotation, molecular function: glutathione transferase activity.
AUGAGCGGCGGUGCUGUCGAUGUGGAGCCGACCAAUAUAAAACUGACUGACUAUGAUGUCGAAGCUUCUUCAGAUUAUACUGUCAUUGACGAUAGCAAACUGGCUAUCAACUCUGUGGAUAUAAAACUAUCUGCACCUUCAAUUAAGAAAAAUCCUCAGCGCACAAUACCAUUGUUGGACGACAACGGUUUAAUUAUUGCUGAAAGCCGUGCCAUUGCCAUGUAUCUUAUAUCAUUAUACGCGAAGGAUGAUUCCUUAUAUCCAAGGGACCCACAAAAGCGAGUUCUUUUUGAUCAGCGGUUGUUUUUUGACUUCGACGUCUAUGGAGCUAUGGCGAAUGUAUGGGGCUCAGUUAUGUCUGGAAAACCACCAGACCACACAUGUGUAGAAAAAGUAAAUGGUGGACUAGAAACUUGGAACAGAAUACUAGAAGGAAGACAGUGGCUCGCAGGGGAUAACAUCACACUGGCUGAUUACUCUGGUUGUCUAGUUGUGACAACAACGCAGAUUAUCCCAAAAACGGAUUUUAACCCAUAUAAGUACAAAAAUGUUGCUGAAUGGAUUUCUCGAAUUGAGAGUUCUAGUCAGAAAUAUGUAGAAGAGGUAAAAGUGUUCCGUGAAGCUACGAGACCUAUUCUAGAAAAAGUAAAAUAA